Messenger RNA from Panicum hallii, 1763 nucleotides. RefSeq names its product common plant regulatory factor 1-like. Gene Ontology annotation, molecular function: sequence-specific DNA binding; DNA-binding transcription factor activity. The coding region runs from base 218 to 1369 and encodes 383 amino acids. Gene Ontology annotation, biological process: regulation of DNA-templated transcription. Gene Ontology annotation, cellular component: nucleus. NCBI's taxonomy places the organism in Eukaryota, Viridiplantae, Streptophyta, Magnoliopsida, Poales, Poaceae. The record is from RefSeq and is a predicted model, not a curated record. The transcript has 12 exons.
UCCCCCUUCCCCGCUCGCCCCCGCUCCCCUGCCUCGCGUCGCCUCUCCCUAGCGCACCACCUCCCCUCCCGCGGUCUCCGUCUCUCAACCUUCUCGCUGCACACGCAUCUCCUGAUUGGAUCAAUUUGGCUUCGCGUCUCCGGCUGAUCCGUGGAGCCCCCGCUGCCGAGCGGAAUCGUCACCUGAUUUGGCGAGACUAGCAGAUAUUUGUGAAGUCAUGGCUCACGAUGAAGCUGUUGCUACCCAGAAGACUGGAAAUACAACAUCAUCUCCUAAGGAUCAACCAGCUCCUUCUCCAUAUCCUGAUUGGUCGACCAUGCAGGCAUACUAUGGCCCCGGUGUCUUGCCACCAACAUAUUUUGCUCCAGCAAUAGCUCCAGGUCAUCCACCGCCAUAUAUGUGGGGUCCUCAGCCUCUGAUGCCACACCCUUUCGGGACACCAUAUGCUGCAAUGUACCCACAUGGUGCAGCUUACCCGCACCCCCUUGUGCCCAUGGUAUCAAAUCCAUUGAGUGUGGAGCCAACAAAGUCUGCAAACAGUAAGGAGAAAAGUUCCAAUAAGAAACUUAAAGAAAUUGAUCAGACUGCAGUAUGUGCUGGCAGCGGUAACAGUAAAAGAACAAUGUCAUCCAGUGAAGAUUACAGUGCAGAAGGCUCCAGCGAUGUAAACGAUCAGAAGGUGAACAAAACUUCCAGGAAACGGAGCUCAGUUGAUGGACCUGGUGCCGAAACAUCCGCAGCUGCAAGGAUUGAAGGUGUUAUAGCUCCUAACCAUACACUGGCAAAUACAGCCAUUUUGCCACAUCACUGCUUUCCAACUCCAGUAAUUAAGCCCAGCACUACAGAUGUUGCUAAUUCAAGGGCAAUGGGCGCAACGAUAUCUCCAUCUCCUGGUGUGAUUGUUCCGCCUCAUACUGGAGGACCAACUGACUUGUCAAUCAAGGAUGAGAGGGAGCUGAAGCGUGAAAAGAGGAAGCAAUCAAAUAGAGAGUCUGCUAGACGAUCAAGGCUGAGAAAACAGGCUGAGACAGAGGAGCUGGCUACACAAGUGGAGUCUCUUACAGCAGAAAACACGUCCCUUAGAUCUGAAAUCGGCAGACUAACAGAGAGUUCAGAGAAGCUCAGAUUAGAGAAUUCCGCUUUGAUGGUGAAACUGAAGGAUCCUGAACUGCCGGCCCCUGCAGAACCGUCUCCGAACAAAGCAGCCGCAUCCUCGACCUCUCCCCGCCCCGCCGCGGAGAACUUCCUGUCGAUGAUCGACAGCACCGCGAGCGCGCCGGGCGUCAGCCGGCACACAGAGCACGGCGAGCCCAAGCUCCGGCAGCUCCUCGACUCCAAUCCGUCCACGGACGUCGCUGCCGUAAGCUGAUGCUGACCUACCUCUCUUCCCUCCUGGCACGGAGAGAGGCCGGCUAAUACAACACAGAUGCAUUGUGGCCUUGGGGAUCUUGGUCGCAAGCAGCUCAUGCUGUCUCACCAUAACGUUCAGCGUUGCAGUGUACUAGGAGGCACUGAUUCCAGUAUAGCAUUUUGAGAACACAGGCAACUUAUCUGCCCCAGUGCAGUCACUGGCAGGGGUGCCUGGUGUACCGUGUGUUAGUUUUGUUGUGACUUGCUGUGAGCUUCUUCUAGCAGUGUUGUAACGUAGGGUGUUGUGCUGCAUGCCAACCUGAAAACUUCGAGACCGUCCGUUGGACCAUUUUUCGGUGCAAUAACAAAGUGCAAAUCGGAGCUUCUCUACAGGCAAGGAUGCCUGCACAAAA